This is a messenger RNA of Penicillium cinerascens, 2874 nucleotides long. RefSeq names its product putative C6 transcription factor. Gene Ontology annotation, molecular function: DNA-binding transcription factor activity, RNA polymerase II-specific; zinc ion binding; DNA binding. The coding region runs from base 1 to 2874 and encodes 957 amino acids. Gene Ontology annotation, cellular component: nucleus. The transcript has a single exon. The record is from RefSeq and is a predicted model, not a curated record. Lineage: Eukaryota; Fungi; Ascomycota; Eurotiomycetes; Eurotiales; Aspergillaceae. Gene Ontology annotation, biological process: regulation of DNA-templated transcription; DNA-templated transcription.
AUGAUCCCUCCCGACUCCGACGAUUCGCCAUUGAGAGCCUCUGGUGCUAGCCUCGGCUUGGGCCAGGAGGAUUCGGCGGCGUUUCCAGAUGAUUUCGAUACGCAAAGUCAUACAAGCUCCCACGACCGCGGUAGCACACACACCGGCGACCCCGCAAAUGGCCCCGACAACGGCGGGCAAGAUGGCCAUCACCACACAAACCACAACGAUGCCAGUGAAGCCCCAGAUUCGGCAAACGCCGAUAAUGAAAAUGACGACAAGCCGGCCUGGAGUGAAAUGAAGACCAAGGCUGGGAAAGAAAGGAAGCGGCUUCCGCUAGCCUGCAUCGCCUGUCGCCGAAAGAAAAUCCGAUGCUCGGGCGAGAAGCCCGCUUGCAAGCACUGUACUCGCUCGAGAAUACCUUGCGUAUAUAAAGUAACCACGAGGAAAGCGGCGCCGCGGACGGAUUAUAUGGCCAUGCUGGACAAGCGACUCAAGAGAAUGGAAGAUCGCGUGAUCAAGACGAUCCCUAAAGAUGAGACCAGGGAUAUGGCUUCGAUUGGCAGGUCGGUUGUCAAGCCCCCCAGCCAAUCACUGCCCUCCAAGGCUCAGAAGAAACGAAGUGCGGAGGAAGCUUUCGCUACGGAGAUGGAGGAUUGGGCUCGAGGGGACCGCCGUCCACCCCAUGAGACAUUCCCAAUGAGUCGCGAAGUUAAAUUAAGUGAUGGCACGGGACUUUUAACUGAAGGCGCAGAGUUCUUGCCCUCUCUGGAGAUACAGGAGCACCUGGCCGAGGUCUUCUUUGAUUGCGUUUAUGGGCAGUCGUACCUCGUUUUACAUAAACCAAGCUUCAUGCGCCGCCUCAAGGCUGGUACGAUUCCCCCGGUCCUUAUUCUCGCUGUCUGCGCCGUAUCAACACGAUUUUCAACUCAUCCACAGCUCAGCUCGGAUCCUCCGUUCUUGCGCGGAGAGAACUGGGCCAACCCCGCCGCCGCCAUCGCGCUAAGUCGACAUGAUGAGCCCAAUAUUACUAUCCUCACAGUUUUUCUACUCCUUGGACUUCAUGAGUUUGGAACGUGUCACGGUGGAAGAAGCUGGUCCUUUGGAGGGCAGGCAUUGAGGAUGGCAUACGCCUUGCAGCUUCACCAAGAGCUCGAACGUGAUCCUUUAAUGGGUCAAAAUAAUAGCAACUCCCAGUUGAGCUUCACAGACCGCGAAAUCCGACGGCGAACUAUGUGGGCCUGUUAUUUGAUGGAUCGCUACAACUCCUCCGGAAGCCAGCGCCCACCCAUUGGAAAUGAGAAGUUUCUUAAUAUUCAACUUCCCAUUAAGGAGACGCAUUUCCAAAUGGAGAUCCCAGGACCUACGGAAGACCUGGGUGGGGCGAUACCUAAUCCUGCACCUGGAAAUUCCGGUCAACUUUCCAAUGCCAAGGAGAACAUGGGAGUAUCAGCAUACAUCAUUCGCGCCAUCGUCAUUUGGGGUCGUAUUGUCGACUACUUGAAUCUCGGAGGGAAACGAAAGGAUCCUCAUCCCCUCUGGCACCCGGAGUCGGAAUACACGCGUCUGAAGUGGCAGGUUGAUGAUUUCUCUACCUCGCUACCAAGCUCUCUUGCGUUCAACUACGAAAAUCUCCAGAUUCACGCCGCGGAGAAAAUUGCAAAUCAAUUCCUGUUUCUUCACAUCAUCAUCCAUCAGAAUAUGCUAUUCCUGAACCAGUUCGCCAUUCCCCUUUCGCCUGGAGGGCGACCUCCUCGGGAUAUGCCCAAGGCGUUCCUCAGCAACGCUGGUCGAGCAGCGGUGGAGGCUGCGCAUAAUAUCUCCGUGCUCUUUGACCGUGCCUCUGCCUAUCCUCUCACAGUACCGUUUGCUGGUUACUGUGCCUACACGGCCAGUACGGUUCAUAUCUGGGGUAUCUUCUCCAAGAACGUGCAGUUGGAGGCUCGAUCAAAGGAGAAUCUCCGCCAUACCUACCGCUACCUCAACAAGAUGAAGAAGUACUGGGGCAUGUUCCAUUACAUGGUGGAGAGCGCCAAAGACCGGUACCGGCAGUUCGCUGAUGCAGCUAUCAAGGGAACUGUGGCGAGCCAGAAUGGCAUCUCACUGGCACCGAUGUUCCAGUACGGUGAUUGGUUUGACAAGUAUCCCCACGGCGUGUCGAGACUACACUGGGAAGACCCAGACACCCGGCACAAGGAGACGGGCGAUGAUGCCGUCAUGGGGCAGAAGCCCGAUCUCCAAAGUGUCGAGGACUUUUUCGCCAGUCUAUCCCCAACACCACAGCCAGUCGUACCUCGCAGGUCACGCUCGCGCAAAAACAGCAAACUACCCGGCGGCACUCCCAAAAUGGACCAAACCUCCCCGACACAAAUGGACGUGACAAUGGGAAACACCCCAGGCGUACCGGGCAGCGCAUUCCCUCAACCCUCAAUGAUCUCCCAGAACCGCUCCGUGCCCUUCGGCCAACCCCCCUUCGACUUCAGUAUUCCCCCAGACCAAUUACCCCAGCUCGACCGACAAUUUGUCUACGGUUCAUUUAACGACUUUGAUCCCACUUCCUUCGACCCCAACGAUCCUUCCAUGCCACCCGUCAACGAUAUCGAGCAGAGUUCCGACCAGUCCCUUUUCACUGGUCAAUUGGAUCCAGGUGCCCCGGCUGGAAUGGGCGAGUUCUACCAGCCUAGCGCGUGGUUCUUACCUUUCAACCUAGACCCAGUCGGCGGAGUCAACCCACCUCUAGGCCCUGAUUCAGGCGCUCAACCACCCGCAGGCCCAACGUCAGCUUCCGUUCCGGGUGCAGGCACCGAUAUUUCCGGCUUUGGCGGGGCAGGAAACAUGUCGUUGAGUGCUUAUGACCUGGGUCUCGGCGGUGAUAUGGGCCAGAACUCGCGAUAG